AUGUCCACCGUCUACUAUGGUCCAGUCAUUAACCCACAAUCAGUCACAGACUACCGUGCUCUUCCUCAAUGUUUAAUUUGCGUAUCUCCACAGGGUGAUAUCGAAUGGAUCGCCGAGGAUGUAGAGAGAGCAAACCUCAACGAUGUUCUCGCACAGCACGAUUGUGCCCCUUCUGCCAUCACUCUCGUUUGUUUGGCCGACAGGGAAUUCCUCAUGCCUGGCUUGGUUGAUACCCAUACACAUGCUUGUCAAGUCCCUAACAUGGGCGUCGGGGGGGAGAUGGAGCUCUUGCCAUGGCUCGACAAUUACACGUUCCCAACGGAAGCUAGGUUCAAGGACGUCAAAUAUGCCGAACGCGCUUAUCCUGAUGUCAUCCGGCGCAUAGUCAACUCAGGUACAACGACAUGCUGUUAUUACGGUAGCUUGCAUCUAGAAGCGACCAAGGUUCUAGCCAGUCUUGUCCACGACGCAGGUCAAAGAGCGUUUGUCGGGAAAUGCAACAUGAAUCAGAAUUGCCCACCUAAUUACAUCGAGUCAUCUGUCAAAGAAUCUGUCGAUACCACGUUGGAUUUAAUCAACUACAUCGAACAGCUACCGAAAUCUGCUUGCGGCGAGCCAUUGCUACACCCCAUCCUUACCCCGCGUUUCGCCAUCUCAUGUACCGAGGAGCUCUUGGCGCGUCUCGGUGAAGUCGCGCAGAAGAACCCAAAGCUUGCCAUCCAGACUCACAUCUCAGAGAACAAAGCCGAGAUUGCACUGGUAAAAAGCCUCUUCAAGACCAAGAGUUACGCAGAGACGUAUGACAAGUUUCAUUUACUUCGCGACAACACCAUUUUGGCACACGGCGUCUACCUCACCGAGGACGAAAUGGUGCUUCUCGCCAAACGUGGUUCCGGAGUGAGUCAUUGUCCGACGAGCAACUUCUAUUUGAGCAGCGGCAUGGCGAGAGUCGGUAUGCUACUUGAUCAUGGUGUGAAGGUUGGAUUGGGCACGGAUGCCGCUGGCGGCUAUUCCCCAUCCAUACUCACCGAGAUCCAGCACGCCAGUAUCGCAUCCAAGGUACUUGCUAUACAGGCCGGAGACAAGAAAUGUAAAUGCAGCGGGGGUCACUCGGAGUCAUCAGGCGAAGAUGACAUGAAGCAGCCUGGACAGUUCACCAAUCAAAAACUAACCAUCGCUGCUCUCUUAUUCCUCGCCACUCUUGGCGGGGCGGGUGUCUGCUGUCUCCAGGACCGCAUCGGGUCGUUCGAGAAGAAGAAGGCCUUCGAUGCUCUCCUUGUCAGUGUCCACGAUGAUAGGGGAAAUCCUGCGUUAUGGGGCUACAAUCCUGAUCGGGACUUGACCCAAGGUGUCACUGCACAGAGCGCGGACAAAAAAAGCUUGACAGAAUGGCUGGAACGUUUUUUGUUUUGCGGAGAUGACAGGAACAUAAAGAAGGUGAUCGUACAAGGACGGACGAUUGGUGGACGGGAUUACCACCCGUAA
Molecule: messenger RNA, 1485 nt
Organism: Suillus clintonianus
Lineage: Eukaryota; Fungi; Basidiomycota; Agaricomycetes; Boletales; Suillaceae
Exons: 7
Coding region: 1-1485 (494 amino acids)
Biological process (GO): guanine metabolic process
Cellular component (GO): cytosol
Molecular function (GO): guanine deaminase activity; zinc ion binding
Source: RefSeq, a predicted model, not a curated record